Molecule: messenger RNA, 479 nt
Organism: Brassica oleracea var. oleracea
Lineage: Eukaryota; Viridiplantae; Streptophyta; Magnoliopsida; Brassicales; Brassicaceae
Exons: 2
Source: RefSeq, a predicted model, not a curated record
AUGUCUGAUGACUGGUGGGAUCAACUUUUUAAGGAAUUCCCAUCAGCUAGAAAGCUUAAAGAGAACCCACUAGCAAAUGUUGACUUGUUGGAGAAUGUGUUUGGAGCGGUUCAUGUAAGUGGAGGUGAAGGAUGGACUGCUCAGCAAGGCGAAGACUUUUUGGAUAAGCAAGGCGACAAUAAUGAUGGUGAUGCUGAAGACACUGAUGUGGAUCAAGUUCCUCCUACUCAAGAUAUCAGUGCUCCAGCUGAAUCAAGAACUGCUGGCCCUUCAUCCAGUAGAACAAAAGCUAACAAGAAGAGAUCAAGGGCUGCUCAAGUAGGACAGGCUGUAGUAGAUUGUCUUUCUGACAAGAACAAGAUAAUAGGGAACCACCCUGAGUUCAGUUGCAACCAGCUUACAGCUAUGAAAGCCUUACACUCACUGUCUGCUAUCAGGCACUGGUCUCAUUUGUACAAGGCAGCCAUCGAUCAUCUCAA